CAUAAAUUUAUAAUCUGUAUAUAAACAAAACCCCAACUAGUAUUCUACUUCUCUUCCUUCAUCCUUCUUCCUUAAUGCCUGGAGGAACCAAAUGCUUUUCCAGCUUCCAUGCUCCCAAUGUCACCCUUUUCAGGAAGCUUGGGGCGGAGUUUGUAGGGACCUUCAUCUUGGUGUUUUCAGCAGCGGCAGGACCUAUUGUGAAUGAGAAGUACCAUGGUGUAGAGACACUGCUAGGCAAUGCGGCAUGUUCAGGCCUAGCAGUGAUGGUCGUCAUUCUGUCCACGGGCCACAUCUCCGGAGCACACUUAAACCCAUCGGUCACCCUUGCCUUCGCAACGUUUCGACACUUCCCAUGGUCCCAAGUUCCCCUCUACAUAAUAGUGCAGGUUUCGGCAUCAAUUUCUGCAAGUUUUGCUCUCAAGGGUGUCUUCCAUCCCUUCAUGUCUGGUGGAGUUACGGUUCCUUCAGUGACCCAUGGCCAAGCUUUUGCACUCGAGUUCAUCGUCACUUUCAUUCUUAUGUUUACCAUAACUGCCGUUGCCACUGAUACCCGUGGGGUAGGGGAGAUGGCAGGUGUGGCAAUUGGUGCUACAGUAUUGCUCGACAUUCUUGUGGCAGGGCCAACUACUGGAGGUUCAAUGAAUCCUAUCCGGACUUUGGGUCCAGCUAUUGCUGCAGGAAAUUAUAAGGGAUUGUGGAUCUAUUUGGUUGCACCCACAUUUGGGGCCUUAGCUGGAGCUGCUGUCUACACAACUGUGAAGCUCCCAGACAAUAAACCUCCAAACCAGGAACGGGAGAUAACCCAACAACCUCCGAAGGGUAAUUUCGUCAUUUUAGCUUCUUGGACACAAGGUCGCAUCAGAUGAGCUUGUUGAUCCUAAACUCUGAACAGUUGAUGAGCCUCUAUUUAGUUUUGUAUGGUAUCUCAAAUAGUUAAAGCUUAUUAGAAAUUGCAAGGGCUUGUAGCUCAAAUAGUU
Molecule: messenger RNA, 977 nt
Organism: Prunus dulcis (almond)
Lineage: Eukaryota; Viridiplantae; Streptophyta; Magnoliopsida; Rosales; Rosaceae
Product: probable aquaporin NIP5-1
Exons: 6
Coding region: 75-866 (263 amino acids)
Biological process (GO): transmembrane transport
Cellular component (GO): membrane
Molecular function (GO): channel activity
Source: RefSeq, a predicted model, not a curated record